AUGGAUGAAAAGAAGUAUUUUAAAGAGUUUUCGAAAUUUCAGGUUGGCGACAUAGUGUCCAUCAUCGAAAAAGUGACACCGUUCAAUAACAAAGAUAAGUCGUGGUGGAAAGCUAAACUGACAAUUGCUAAAAACGAAAACGGCAAAAUUAUUCUCGGCAGGAAGUUUGAGGUCGGAUUAUUUCCGAGUGAGUGCGUCAAGAUAUUCGACGACAAGACAGGACCGCUAGCUGAUCAACAGCUACCUUCCGUUAAAAAAGACGCAGCUACCAUACCUGUCAAUGAUCACAAUUCCUUGAAACUAACCACAAAUUUGGCACCAACGUCCAGAAAAUCAACAGAACGGCAUCCACCACGACGGGAUCGUUCCUUAGUGCGAGCAUUAUUACGAAGACAUGCGGAACGACAGACUCCGCUCGUCUUCGGGACGGAUCUGGUUGAAUAUCUGCAGAAAACCGGUGAAGAUGUACCAUUAAUAUUGAAAAAAUGUGUGGAAGUGAUCGAAAUGCAUGGUAUUGUUACUGGUGUUUACCGCCAAUGUGGUAUACAAUCAAAUAUACAAAAACUCAGGAAUGGCUUCGAUUCAGGACAUUUGCCAGAUUUGCGUGAUGAAGCUAUCUUAAAGGACAUUCAUUCGGUUUCAUCACUUUUAAAGCAAUAUUUUCGUCAGCUACCGAAUCCGUUGUUUACAUUCGAACUUUAUCCGGAAUUCAUAGGUGCAUAUGAAACAACUGAUGAUGAACAGGCGAAUCGAUUUAAAGAUGUCAUUGGAAGAUUACCACGUGAGCAUUACAGGACGGCAAAAUAUUUGAUCCGUCAUCUUACCAAAUUAUGCCAAUGUACGCAUCUGACGGAUAUGAACUCCAAAAAUCUUGCAAUUGUUUGGGCUCCAAACUUGUUCAGAUGCCCACCGUGCGUUAAUGGCGAUUCUGGUGGCAGUGAUUCAUCACUUUUGCAGGGUCUUAAUGCGCAAACGGGUCUUUGUAAUUAUAUACUUGCCCAUGCAGUUUACCUGUUCUCACUUGAAAAUGAUUCCCUUUCACUUCCAGAAAAUGCGAUAAACAGAUCAUCGGAAUCAUCAUGUAGCGGUGUUACCCUAUCACCAGACUUGGAUCGUCGUCGUUUUAUUGAUGUUAAUGGAGGACCUGCGACAUUGCCUGCAUUUCAUGCCGUUAUUGAAAGACCACGACACAGAGAAACAAGUGCGCAUCCUGGUGGCAAAUGGAGACGCAUGUUGCGUGGUCCAUCGAUGGACAAUGCAUUUGCCAGUUUGCGUACACGAUGGAAAAAACAUGGCGAAGCAUAUUUAGAUAGUGAUAAUUCGACUAGCAGUGUGAAAUGGCGAAGAAGUCCAUCAGACGUACGGGCAUCAUUACGUGCAGCACGCAGUGCAUCGCUAAUUUCAUUCGUUACGAAAAGUGUUGAGGAAUUCCGUAAUGGCGUGUUACGAAGCUGGCGGCAUUGUGCUCCAACAUUACGUAAUGAUUCAAUGACAAAUGAAACGGGCGAAGAACGACAUUCGACAGCAACAGCAGUUGCAACAGAACUUGUAAGGCGUCGUGGCUUAACGAGCUUUCUGGCUAACGAUCAACAACCGUCAACAUCGACAGAUACUAAAUUAGAAUCAAGUGUAAGGGGCAGUAUACCGGAAGCAUUUUCGUUGGAUACGAGUGAUUCUGGUAAUAGUCGACCGCCAUCAGUUGCGCAAAAUGACUGUAUUGAUGACGGUGUAAGUUUGUCGUCUGACAGUUACCGCUUUUUUGGCUUCUACGAGGAUGAACAGCCACUAGAGGAAGGGGCAAGUUUGCGAGAUGUGAAGGAAACGUGGACGAAACGAAGUGGUGCAAAUGUUAAAUCUGAACAUGACUUGCAUGUAGCUUCCAAUAUGAAUGCAACAAGAAGUAAAAAGAAGUCGAAAAAUGGAAUUGAAGAUGAUUCGCGAUCAUCUUCAGCGGAUGAAUGGUCUGAUGUGGCCAGAAGUAGCUGUAAUAGCAGUAGCACUGGCUCAUUACACAAUGACUGUAGCCGAUAUGAUAAUGUUCCAAUAGAUGAGGAUGCUGGUGGAGGACGUUAUGUUGAAACACCGUUAUCGUUUUAUGAUUUGCCACAAAAUAAUGUCAAACCUGUUCGAUCAAAUGUUCAACUGUACUUUUUAUGA
This is a messenger RNA of Loa loa (African eye worm), 2157 nucleotides long. RefSeq lists its product as hypothetical. Gene Ontology annotation, biological process: small GTPase-mediated signal transduction. Gene Ontology annotation, molecular function: protein binding; GTPase activator activity. The record is from RefSeq and is a predicted model, not a curated record. The coding region runs from base 1 to 2157 and encodes 718 amino acids. Lineage: Eukaryota; Metazoa; Nematoda; Chromadorea; Rhabditida; Onchocercidae. The transcript has 13 exons.